GUGUAUUUCAUUCAUUCUGAGGACAACUAGCUGGCGAUUAUAACGCUGGACUUACGACACGUUACCUGAAGGCUCAUAAUAAGCCGUCAUUGUAUUACACCUGUAUUGUACGUGCGAGGGAAUGCCAUCGUUCAGUGUCUGUUGACAGUUUAUAUGCUAUAUAUUUAGUACUGGCACAUAAACAAGACAGAAGAAUGCAGAAGGCUGGGUAAUAAUGACCGUGUUGUGUUACAUUCGGAGGAAGAUUCUGGUGGUGCUCGGGGUCUUCACGUCCCUGGGGCUGAUGACAGGGACCGUGACCCCCUGGUGGGUGGUGGUAGUGACCACGGACAGACGACUGGUACACGGACUGUGGUACUCGCUGUCUUGUGAUGUGUCCUCGGGACUAUCCCUGUGUAAAAGUCUACUGACCACAUCAGAUUCGGCCAUAGGAAGCGUGCGCCUGGAGUACGGACUGCUGACAUUGUUCGGGGUUGCCCUGUGUGUGUUGGCCACCGUUUUCCUGAUCAUCUAUAACCCCCGGGAGGACUCGGUGAGGUCGAUCCUCUCCGGCUGUCUGACCGUCUCCCUCUAUCUUGUUUCAG
Molecule: messenger RNA, 584 nt
Organism: Saccostrea cuccullata (small rock oyster)
Lineage: Eukaryota; Metazoa; Mollusca; Bivalvia; Ostreida; Ostreidae
Exons: 2
Source: RefSeq, a predicted model, not a curated record